Molecule: messenger RNA, 5342 nt
Organism: Onychostoma macrolepis
Lineage: Eukaryota; Metazoa; Chordata; Actinopteri; Cypriniformes; Cyprinidae
Product: gastrula zinc finger protein XlCGF57.1-like
Exons: 3
Coding region: 296-1525 (409 amino acids)
Biological process (GO): regulation of transcription by RNA polymerase II
Molecular function (GO): DNA-binding transcription factor activity; RNA polymerase II cis-regulatory region sequence-specific DNA binding
Source: RefSeq, a predicted model, not a curated record
ACAUAAAACUGUGAAAUGUAUUGUUAGCCAAUAUAACACUGUAAUGCUUUAUUUAGUGACAUUGCAGUCCCUAUAGUGAAUCAUUUGACCUUAAACGAAUUCUGUCACUGGCAAAUAGUGUUGAUAGAAACGGAUCUUUUCGAAACUCUGAAUCAAUUGAUUCACAAAAUGAUUUACUGUUUUGAAUCGCCGCACGCCGACGACUCCUGCUGAUUAAAACAGUGACAAAGUGUCCAAACACACAGAAAAACUCCUGAAGAAACAGCCGAGAUCCACGUGACACACUGUUGUAAAGAUGGUGUUUAUUAAAGAGGAAAGUGAAGACAUGAAGAUUGAAGAAACGGUCAAACAUGAAGAUACUGAAGAGCAAACAAAGAUGGCGUUCAUUAAAGAGGAGAGUGAAGACAUGAAGAUUGAAGAAAGAUUCAGAGUCAAACAUGAAGAUACUGAGGAACAAACAGACCUGAUGGUGCUGAAAGAGGAGAGUCAAGAACUAAAUGAAAUGGAAGAGAAAAAUCAACACGAUUUUAUAACUGGAGAAAAAUCUUUUAGUUGCUCGCAGACUGAAAUAAUUUCCUCAAGAAAAAUGGAUCAAAAGACGGGAAGGAGUAGUUAUUGCACCUGCCAACAGUGUGGAAAGUGUUUCAGGAAAACAGGUAUUAAAAGACACAUGAGAGUUCACACAGGAGAGAAGCCUUAUGCCUGCCAACAGUGCGGAAAGUGUUUCAGUCAAAAAGUAACUCUUAAAAGCCACAUUAGAAUUCACACUGGAGAGAAGCCUUACGUAUGCCCUCAGUGUGGAAAGAGUUUCACUCAUCCUAGAAACCUUGGAGGCCACAUGAGUGUUCACACUGGAGAAAAGCCUUAUGCCUGCCAACACUGUGGAAAGUGUUUCAGUCAAAAAGCAACUCUUAAAAGACAUAUUAGAAUUCACACUGGAGAGAGGCCUUACGUAUGCCCUCAGUGUGGAAAGAGUUUUACUCAUCCUGGAAACCUUGGAGGCCACAUGAGUGUUCACACUAUAGAGAAGCCUUAUGCAUGCCAACAGUGUGGAAGAAGUUUCAACCGGAAAAGAAAUCUUAUUUGCCAUAUGACAGUUCACACUGGAGAGAGUCUUUUCAUCUGCCAACAGUGUGGGAUAAGUUUCGCUCAAAAAGGAAGCUUUAACAGACACAUGAGAGUUCACAAUGGAGAGCAGCCUUACACAUGUGAUCAGUGUGGAAAGAGUUUUGAUCAACAUGAAAACCUUGAGGUUCAUAUGAGAACUCAUAGAAAGAAACCCUAUACAUGCCCUCAGUGUGGAAAGAGUUUCAGUUCUAAACAAAACUUUGAAGACCACAUGAGAAUUCACACUGGAGAGAAGCCUUUCACCUGCCAGCAAUGUGGAAAAUGUUUCAACCGGAAAGGAAGCCUUAACAGGCACAUGAGAGUUCACACUGGAGAGAAGCCGUUUAUAUGUGGUCACUGCGGAAAGUGUUUCAGACAUAAAGCAGCCCUUAAACACCACAUGAGUUUUCACAUAUGAAAGAACUGUUUUUAUGUCAUCAGUGUGGAUCUGUGGAAAGUUUCACAGAUAGGAAACAUCUUCGGAAUCAUGUAAUAACACCAGAGAGAAGCCUUUACUGUGCCUCACUGUAGAAAGACUUGCAGAAACAAUAAAAUCUUUUAGGUUCAAGGAAGCACCCCUGAUAUAGUUCAAAAUACCCGAGCAGUGGAUUUAGCCCUCGUUUGGUUGAUCGAAUCACAAAUAUACUGUCUCUGUAUCACUGUCUCUUUUGUCCACUUUCAACCACUCUGUCCACAUUUUUUCAAGGGUGGCGGGGUCAAUGGGCAGGUAAAUGCAUGUUUUUGUUUUCACAUUUUUUGAUCAAACGGAUAAAAUAUAUACACACAAUUUACACAAAAAUGUGAAAUAAGACAAUGGAAAAAGAUGAGGACAGCAGCAGCUUUUGUUUCUGCUGAUAGCUGCAAAAACUGAUCUGCAAAACCACACAAAAUGUUGUGGAUGCAUGUUAGAAGUGAGGAUUGGUGGAGAACAUUGUCAGCUGAAGUUGUAUGGUUUGAAGAUGAAAAAACCUACCAAGCACAAAGUUUGUAUCCCAUGUGGAAAGAUGCUUCCCAUUAUGUUUACGCAUUAGAUUAGGCGGAGAGUAGGUGGUCUUUUGUGGCUGUUUGAAUGCAUUUGACCACACGAAUGUUUACACUACAAAAGCAAUCAGGUCAAAUGUGUUUUCCACUACCUUUGGAAGUGGUUGAAAGUGGACAAGCUCAAACAUUUGCACCUGUAUUUAGAGUUCUAUUUACAAUCAGAUCUUAAUUCCAGGUGUAAACUAGGUUAAUAUGUGAAUAUGUGCUGCAUGUUUUCCUUUCAUUAACAAAGUAAAUGAGGUGAUAAAAUGGCAUUUGUGAAAGCAUCUGAUCAGAGCAUUGUGGAUAUUGUAACAUUGACUGUUACCCUGAUUUUUUUAAUGAGUUAAUUUCCAGGUAUAAAGUCAGGUAGAUUCAUAGAAGAAAGUAGUUGGCACAUAACUUUCCGGUUCUCAUCUGGGUCACGGCACCAACGUAACCCUUCUGGUUCUUCUCCCCUCACUCGGUCUGAGCAGGAUUCAAACCAGCGUUUCUGGCAUGGGAGGUAUGCGCUCUAAGAAGGACGCUAAGACCCUAGCUUCUAGCAUCAGUUGCUAGUAUGGCUCCUGAAAUCAGGGGAGUGAGGUUUUCCCACACAGCUCUUACCAGGUGGCCUCCAUUAAACUCACCCCCUUAAACCUCAUUCCAGUCUGGGUCACGGCACCAAUGUAAUCCCUCCGGUUCUACUACUCUAACUUGCUCUGAGGGAGAUUCGAACUGGUGUUUUCAGCAUGGGAGGCAGGUGCGAUAACAAGGAUGCAGAUGUGGAUAGUAACAAAGUACAUUUACUUGAGUACUGUACUUAAAUACAUAGUUCCAGCAUUACUGAGCAAUGCUGACAACCUUGCUGAUUUCUACCUAUUGUAGCUUGUAUUAUAAAAGGCAGAUCACUAAACUGUAUAAUUUGUUACGUUGAGAGAUCCCCCAGUUAGGAAUAUCACUAUACUGCCGUGCAAAAGCAAAAGACCGUAACUUCAAUUUUGGUCGAAAAUGAGUUAUUGAUAUUUUUGGGACAUUCAAGACAUCCUUUAUCAUGUGCAUAAGUAUCUAGAGUCAAUUUCGUUGUUAUUCCAAGAAAAUAAUGGGUGGUCUCAACCAUAACUUCGAAAGGCCCCGGAGAGACCAAGGUAGAACACCGUAUAACACCAAUUACCGCUCUUUCGCUUUAUUUGGAACGCUCAAAUUGAGUUACGGCGUUCUGCCUUUGUUUAGCCUCGAGUCAAUAUGAAGUUACGGUUACGUAACUUCUUGGAGUUGCUUGGAGUUAUACGAUGUUCUACCUUUUUUAAACUUUUUUUUUACUGUCCAUUAAAGUCUGCUGCAUUUAAAUUACGGUGUAGACAACCACCGUAGAUAGAUCGUGAUCUACCAAACAGCUCCAUAUAACAAAGCACUGUAAAGGCUAGAUACAUUGGCAGCAAUACGUAAUCGUGAAUAACCUUUAAAGAAUUUUUUUUUUCCUUUUUAUAAUGCAGAUUAUUCACCAGCCUGUCACUUUUAGUUGGACGUGUGUGGACUCGAAUGCCGUAGUAGCAUGAUCAAUCAUAUAAUCUGUAGCCUACUAACAGUUCACAACUAAAUUCAUAUCCUACCUUUUCUUGUAACCUGAUAAAAUCAAUCCAUGGCGAUGAACGUCGUCGGAGAUGUUUAAUCCACAAGCAUUCUGAGCAUUAUUCCUGCUUGCUGGCGUUCACAUCAAUCUACAAGUCGUUCUUUUAGGUUAGACUAUUUAAUUCAAGUCAGUAUAAAAGCAAUUAUGCUGACUAGCGUUCUUUUACGUUACUGAGCAUAGCAAAUAAAUUGGUUGCAAAACGGUCACGUUUUACUUUUAGUCUGCUUGUUACAGUCAAAAAACAAAAAAACAAAACUUAAUACAGUGACAUUACUAUAUGCAAUAGCCUAUAUGAGAUAGCCCAUGAUCACUAGAUUUUAUACAGGUGUUACUAUAACGAUUUUGUAAAUGGUGAUCAGCAACCAAAUACUGAUAAUGUGGAAGUUACUGCCUUUUGCCUUGGUGUGACUUUUCACUUUUUGCAGACAAUGCAAAAGCAGAACACUGUAACUUCAAAAUAGGGGUAAAAAUUGGGUAGUUUGAGCCCACAAUUUGUUAAUGUAGAUAAUUUUCAGUACUAAAACAUCUAAUUGCCAAAUUUCCAGUGUCCUACCUAUAAUUUGGCUGGACAAAUAAAAAAAACUUUGAAGUCGUUUUUCUCAGUUUCACACUCUAGUGAGUUAAGGUCUUUUGUCUUUGUAGGGCAGUAUAGACAAAGAUGGAUUCUGCAUGAACUGUAGACACAAUGCCAAAACAGGAGAGUUAUCAGACCAAUUAUUAUCUGGACAGUCUGUGUAGUAGGACAAGAACAAUGUACAUUAUGAAUAGCACAAAAGUCCAUUUGAUACUGUUUUACUUUACUCUUUUGUCCUAUUCAUAGUUUAAGUGGUUAAAGCAAUAGCACACACCAAAAUGAUAAUUCUCAUUAUUAAUAUAAUUUACUCACCUUUAUGUUGUAUCAAACUCGUACAACAUUUGUCUUUCCUCUUCCCCCCCAGCAAGAACCCCUGAAGACUCCAUCAAACGCUACCACAAAGUAUUACAACUGGUAAAUGGUGGUUUCAGUAAAGCUGAAGCAUACAACAUGAAUGUUGACAGAAAUACGAUUGUCAUGCAAGCCCCCAUUGCUGAGUUGGCAUUUGCAAAUCCUGAGGAGUACAAAGCUUUGAGAGCGACCUUUAAAAAGGGAGAAAGCAUCCAAAGAUUUUCUGAUUUGGACGGUGCCUGGCUCAGCCUAAUGUAGACAUGAUACAAAAAAUUAAAAGAGAGCAGUGCCCUUCUUGAUAUCUCAAAGAAGUGAGGUAUACACUUGUCGCUUAAAGAAAUAGUUCACCCAAAAAUUAAAAUUGUCAUCAUUUACUCAAUUUACUCAUUUACCUCAAGUAGUUUCAAACCUGUAUAAGUUUCUUUCCUCUGCUGUACACAAAGGAAGCUAUUUGGAAGAAUGUUUCUAACAAGGUUUCAUUUUUGGGUGGCCUAAUCCUUUAAUAUUCUAAUAAUGUUUUGUUAAAAAAAAGUUUAUAAUGGUACUGUUGGUUAUUAGUGAACAUUCUCCAAACACUGUUUUAAAUAUUGAUUUUAUUUUUACAUUAUGUAAUCUUUACAUUUUAUGUAAAGUAAUAUACAACUUAUGCCUCUUGAUUUAUGGUGCACUGUUAUUUAA